AUGUUGCGCCUUUGUGCCCUUUCGGCUUUCUUGUCCCCAGCUGCUGCCUCGAUAAUUUCUCAGUUCAUUGGCGGUCGACUUACUGGCAAUGCAUUUGGCAGAGCUGGAUUGAAUGCUACCUAUGACUAUGUUAUUGUUGGUGGCGGAACGGCAGGGAAUGUCAUCGCGGCUCGUUUGACUGAGCAUAGUAACGCCUCGGUUGCUUUGGUCGAGGCUGGAAGCUUCUACGAGCUCAGCAAUGGCAACUGGAGUCAGUUGCCUUACUGGUCUCAGCAGUGGGAGGGCGCGGCCUUAGACGAUUGGCAACCCCUUGUAGAUUGGGGUUACGAGACCCAACCACAGGCUGGUGGCCAAGCUAUCCACUAUGCUCAGGGUCGGACUCUGGGUGGAAGCAGUUCCCGUAACCAGAUGAUGUACAACAGACCAACAAAGGGUGCUUUACAACGAUGGGCUGAAACUGUGGGCGACGAUGCUUAUACGUGGGAUAAUAUGAUACCGUUCCUUGAGCGAAGCAUGAAGUUCUCGAGCAAUGCUGAACACCGACCUGCGAACGCAACCCCUCUAUACAAUACAUCCGUGUUCUCGCCAACCGGUGGCCCAUUACACAUCAGUUACCCUGGCUAUGUCUAUCCUAUCUCAUACUAUGGCGCUACGGCAUUCUCUGCGAUUGGACUGGAUGAGAUUCCAGGAUUUACCACUGGUUACAUGCAUGGCUACGCGUAUUGGCAAUAUGCGAUUGACCCAAACACUGGACUUCGCAGUUCAUCUGAGGCUUCCUUCCUAGCUGAAGCACUGGGUAGGCCAGGACUGACGGUAUACAUCAACUCCAUGGGUCGAAACAUUGUCUUCGAUGGUAAAAAGGCUGUCGGGGUCAACAUUACCAACUAUGGCCAGCAGCCCUUCACACUUACUGCUAGCAAGGAAGUCAUCGUCUCUUCUGGGUUUUACAACUCCCCUCAGCUUCUGAUGGUCUCCGGUAUCGGUCCUAAAGAGACUCUGGAAAAAUUCGACAUCCCCGUUGUCGUAGACGCGCCCGGCGUCGGCCAAGGCACCAGAGACUCUGCUGCGAUCAACGGGCCGAUCUAUAAGAUUGAUGCGAUUUCCUAUACAGCCUGGAAAGAGCCUAACAUGAUGGCACAAGCUGUCGAAGAAUUCUACAAUAACCAAAGUGGACCACUCACUAACAUUGGUCUUGACAUUGGAGCCUAUGAGAAGCUGCCGGCGUCAUCCAGGGCCAACCUCAGCCCACAAGCUAUCAAGGAUCUAGAUGAGUUUCCAUCAGACUGGCCAGAGGUAGAGUACAUGCUUGAAGGAGUUGAAGCUCUAGCGUUCAACAAUGUUGCCCUCAACCUCUCUGAUGGGAACUAUGCAACUAUUAGCUGCAUGAUGGGUGCGACAACCAGCCUUGGUAAUAUGACUAUUAGCUCUGCGAGCAACCUGGAUGCGCCUAUCAUCGAUCCCAACUGGCUUCGUAGCAGCACGGAUAAAGAAGUCGCUGUACAGGCAUUCAGACGGGCUCGCGAGGCUUUCAAGGCAAUCCCAAUCCUAGUCGACCAAGAAGUCUGGCCCGGGCCCAAUGUCACCAGCGACGCCGACCUGUUGAAGACUAUUGAGGAGAACCUUGUACCGACCCACCACGGCUCGGCAUCUUGCAAAAUGGGCAAGAAGGGCGACCCGGACGCCGUGGUCGACUCGAAGGGCCGGGUAUUUGGUGUAGAGAAUCUACGGGUUAUCGAUUCUUCCAGCAUGCCAUUCACACCGCCGGGCCACACAAUGGGAAUCACAUACGCCCAUGCCGAGAAACUGACCCAAGAUGUACUGGACGCAUACUUUGAGAGUUCAUAA
This is a messenger RNA of Talaromyces rugulosus, 1845 nucleotides long. RefSeq lists its product as uncharacterized. Gene Ontology annotation, biological process: secondary metabolite biosynthetic process. Bases 1 to 1845 code for a protein of 614 amino acids. The transcript has 4 exons. The record is from RefSeq and is a predicted model, not a curated record. NCBI's taxonomy places the organism in Eukaryota, Fungi, Ascomycota, Eurotiomycetes, Eurotiales, Trichocomaceae. Gene Ontology annotation, molecular function: flavin adenine dinucleotide binding; oxidoreductase activity, acting on CH-OH group of donors.